AUGACAUCUGAUGAUUCCACAACAACAACAACAGUAGCUGCAGCAGCAGAAGCAACAACAACAACAGUAGGUGUGAGUAGUGACCCCGUUGAUCAUUCAGAAAGGCAUUUUCGUGCCCGAACGCAUCAAACAAAUAUUGGAGAUGCAAAAAAAGGUGUAGCCUUUAAAGAGUUUAGACGCUCAUGGUUGACGCCUUUCUUUGGUGCUAAUGAACCAGAGCCUUUACUCUCAUCAGGAGCUCCGCACCCUUGCAAGUAUUUUAGCCGUCAGGUGCAUGAGUGUUUGGAACUAAACAACAACAAUGUUGAUUUCUGCCAGACAAAGUUGGCGCUAUUUCAGUCAUGCCUAGUUGAGUUUGACUUGUAG
Messenger RNA from Trypanosoma theileri, 366 nucleotides. RefSeq lists its product as uncharacterized. Bases 1 to 366 code for a protein of 121 amino acids. Lineage: Eukaryota; Euglenozoa; Kinetoplastea; Trypanosomatida; Trypanosomatidae. The transcript has a single exon. The record is from RefSeq and is a predicted model, not a curated record.